This is a messenger RNA of Prosopis cineraria, 850 nucleotides long. RefSeq lists its product as uncharacterized. NCBI's taxonomy places the organism in Eukaryota, Viridiplantae, Streptophyta, Magnoliopsida, Fabales, Fabaceae. The record is from RefSeq and is a predicted model, not a curated record. Gene Ontology annotation, molecular function: acid phosphatase activity. The transcript has 5 exons. Bases 41 to 610 code for a protein of 189 amino acids.
UUAAACGACCAUCGACCAUCGGAAUUCAAUUCCUGAGAAGAUGGGAGACGAGCGAGUGAAGACGGAGGCACUUCAGAUAAUCGGAGUCUUUCAAGUUCUCCCACGACUUGUUGUCUUCGACCUCGAUUACACUCUCUGGCCUUUCUACUGUGAGUGUCGCUCCAAGCGUGAAAUGCCAUCUCUGUAUCCUCAAGCCAAAGGAAUCCUAUAUGCACUCAAAGAUAAAGGAAUUGAUGUUGCCAUUGCUUCUAGAUCACCAACUGCUGAUAUAGCAAGAACAUUUCUUGAUAAAUUGAGCAUCAAGUCAAUGUUUGUUGCUCAGGAAAUAUUUUCAAGUUGGACACACAAAACGGAUCACUUUCAAAGAAUUCAUUCGAGGACUGGGGUUCCAUUUAAUUCUAUGCUAUUCUUUGAUGACGAGAAUAGGAACAUCCAAGCGGUCUCAAAAAUGGGAGUAACAAGCAUUUUGGUUGGAAAUGGAGUGAAUCUAGGAGCAUUGAGAGAGGGGCUUGCACGAUUUUCUCAAAACCGGAAUGCAUCAGAGAAGAACAAGCAGAAGUGGUUGACUAAGUACUCCAAGAAAGCAGAUACAUCCAACAGUGAUGAUUGAAACUUUCCAGUUGGUGAAUAGAUAUCUGCUCAGAGAGUUGAAGUUGUUGCAUUAUUAUGAUGCCUGACUUCAUCCAAGACCGUAAGAUCUGAAAGCUUGAACAUUAGUAUCUGGAGAUGCCUUUCCGCUGGGUAGGGGCUGAUUUCACUUUUGAACAAGAGCUGGAAGGUUGGAACUGAACUAUCAGAUGUACAGGAAUGUCAAACUUUCUUUCAAAUGCAACCUUUGCAGCAAAAAGAG